Molecule: messenger RNA, 2427 nt
Organism: Oreochromis aureus
Lineage: Eukaryota; Metazoa; Chordata; Actinopteri; Cichliformes; Cichlidae
Exons: 13
Coding region: 1-1941 (646 amino acids)
Source: RefSeq, a predicted model, not a curated record
AUGGAGAGAGGAGUGCCGGGGUGCUGUGAUUUGGAGGAGUUCAAUGUGAAGACUCUUUACGACAAGCUGGAGGAUCAGAACCUCCAUAUAGCCUCACAGCUGGCCCGGCACCGCAAAGACAUACAGGAGUUUUAUAGAAACAUCUGUCAACACACUGAAUCACUCAAGAAUGCCUUGGAGAAUAUGGAUCAUAAAAAAAUGAGCCUCCUUAAAGAGAUAUUAGUUCAUAAAACAAUGAAGGAUGAACCAUCUGGCAGCAGUGUGGGGGAGAGACAUACACAAGCUGAGGCCUGCAUGCCAUUGCUGGGAGCUGUGGUCAGGUCAGUGGAAACUCUCUUAUGCAGGCUGACAGGAGACGCUUGGCAGAACCAGGAUUUGUCUGGUCCCCUGUACAGUCAUACAGGUCAUCACGAUAGCAGAGAGUGUGAGGCGCAAGCUGGAUACAUGCAACCCAAUGACACUAACAUGUGUUUUAUGCAGUUUUCAUCAGUGAAUGUGACCAAAGCAGGAGCUCUUCCACACGAGCCCGACCAUAUACAGAGCACAGCUCCUUCUUUAAGUGAUCAUGACCUGUCCAAGCUUAUCACGAUAUCACCUCUAUUCAAGACCCUGCAGGAGAUUCAACAAUCUUUACAAAAUCUCACCAUGGAUGAGUCAAAACAAUAUUUUAGCAAUGAAGCUGCAGAUAAUUCUGCAAAGGAGAAUUAUGAUGGGCAGCUCAUCCCGACUGCACUGGACAACCUCUCCCCACAGCACUCUGCCAUUUUUCUGUUUGGUUGUCAGGUGAUGCAGUUGCUUGAAAACUGCCCCAUGUUCCCCAGUGCUCUUCUCCUGCUGGCCAAGUCGAUUCCAUUCGCUCCAUCUUCCUCUAAUGAGGGUCUACUGUCACACUGCUCCAGGGACUUUUAUUUUGAUGCGACCAAUCAAAUCCUUUAUCUGUCAGAGGCAAAGCUUCAGCACGUGGGACAUUUCAUCUCUGUCAUCCUGCAGUCAAUGGCCCAGAUAGCAUCUGGAUCCAAACCCCAGAGCUUUAUGCAAGCACUCCAUGAGGCCAUUUCAGCUCUAAGCCUUCAGUUGUUCAAUGUUUCUUUCAAAUGGAGCACAGCAGAGUCCAAUUUCGAUGCGUUGAAGGGGCGGAAUAACACAUUAGUUGAGGAAUUUCUCAACAUUAGAGUUCCCACUGAAGCCCGCUUCACUGAGCACCUAUUAGCUAGCAGACUCAAGAAAUACAAAUAUUUCCAGCUGGAGCAGCUCAUUUCUGAAGUCAAACAUACUCCAGCUCAGGCCACAGACAAAGGUUUACCACCAAAAGGGACACCAGUGCAGAUGUCAUGUAUAGAAGAAGAAAUUGAUCGCAUGAAUGAGUCAUUCUUGCUGCUGAGCACGCAACUACAGAAGAGAGCUGAAGUGAGCACAUGGCUAAAAGAAAGAGAGAACAGCGCUGGAAACCAUUCUGCAAGGGCAACUCCAACAGACAUGCCAAGCCUGAGUCGUAAUGGAACAAUCCUGCUGGAACUGAAGAGACGCUAUGUAUUACAGCGCCUCAAUGAGCUCCAAAUCACAUUAGGCCAGAUCACACGAUGCCAGCAGCAUGACAGCAAGUCGAAAGAUGGGACAAGAGGCUGCACACAAACAGACAGCAGCACCACGCAGCAGGGAGAAAGUGAGAAUUAUGGUAGUACAGAUGGCUCGAGCCCCAACGAUGGCCAGCGGCGGGACAGUAUUUCAGCUAGCCACAGUCACAGCCAACAAGCCGAAGAGAGCAGAGGUCUUGAUAGCUAUAAACUGGAGAGUCAUAUUUCUGACCAGAAGAGUAACACUGUCCAAAGCAACAACCCUGACACGUUAUUGGGCUGCCAGACACCAGGCACUCAAGAUCUUAAUGUUCCAGGAGAGCAAGAGCUAAAAAGGCAGGCUGCAAUAGAGAAUAAAACAAGCUAAACAGAUACUGAUGACAUUUGAGUGCACACCGAUCUGAAUGUGGACAAAUGACCAAGGUUUUUCUCUACAUAUUGCUUGUCAGUCUUUUUUCCUUUUUUGUGCUCACUAAUGUUAGGGCUCGAGUGGCUAUUUCUGUACAAAAUUGUUGUUUUAUUCGAGUAACGAUACAAGUGACCUCUGUCUUCAUUUUGGAGCAUUUUGUAAAAACAAUUCAUCGUUCAGUUCAGUUCAGUUCAUUUUUAUUUCAAACAUAUACAUUCACCAACAUUUCAUAAAAUCAUUCCAUGCAGUUGUUUGAAAAGGAGUAGGCAGAAGUAUAUACUUAUUAUCGUAGUUCAUUUCAAUUAUGUGUGGAUCCAGACAAAAAUAAUUUGCAGCAGCAAGGAGUGGCGUGACACACUCUGUCAGCUUGUCCAAAGAAUUUCUUAGUCAGGAGUUAAUACUGGUCUCUAAGACAGACUGUGCUCAUUACCAUAUUCUAAUUAA